GCAGAAGACAGGUAGAGCCUUGUGUGCGCAACAAAAAUGAUUUUCGAAGAGCAAAGGUUCAUCCACGAGGACCUUGAGCGCCUGGAGCAGGCGAUUGCCGACCGCGUCGCCGAAGAGCCUCGUAAUAUACGGGAUCGCCUGGCUCGUGACCACGAAGUCGCACAUUUUUUGAAGCGUAUCGAAGACCAGUCCAAGAGGUUACUCGACAUCUACAAGGAUGCGGACGGCGCGCGUGAGAAGGAAAUCCAAACCAUCUCAACCGGCGAUCAAUUCGAGGAAUUCUACAAGCAACUGGAUGAGAUUAAGGACUUUCACAGGCGCUAUCCUAAUGAACCAGUCGAAAACCUUGAGCGGGCUUAUAAGCGCCGUCAGCCUGGAGAGGGCGAAGUAACGGGAAUGGAGAUCGACAAUCUGUUCACUGGUGAAGAGGGUUAUGGGCAAUUUCUGGACCUCACGACAUUGCACGAAGACUACCUGAACUUGCCUGGGGUAAAACGGCUCUCAUAUGUACAGUAUCUCGACAUCUUCGAUGCGUUUACUCCUCCACAACUUCCGAUCAAGCGAAACAAUAAGCUUUCCGAUCGGUAUUUCAAAUAUGUCGGCGAACUCGCAAACUACUUGGAAAGCUUCAUUAAGAAGGUGAAGCCGUUGCAAGAUCUGGACAAACUUUUUGCUAGCUUUGAUGAGGAGUUCGAAAGGCAGUGGGCGGCGAACGAGGUCCCUGGUUGGACAGAGGAGGCUGCUCAGAACGGUACCCAGGGUCCGAAGACCGAGGGCUCCGGAGAAGGUAUCUGGUGUGCUGACUGCGAGAGGGAGUUCAAGAAUGAGAAUGUCUACAAGAACCACCUGACAGGAAAGAAGCAUAUCCGGGCCGCUGAAGCACGCAAAACCGCCGGGGAUGACGCAAAGCCAGCAGCCCCUGCGACAAACGGCACAUCAUCCGUGGCUCAUAGACUCAAGGAACGUGCAGUCGCAGAGAGAGAACAUCGGGUGCGUUCUUUGACGCAGGUACUGCAGCCCGAGCGUCAAGCAACGAGGUUCAAUGUCGAGCGGAGACAGGGUAUGACUGAACGGGAGCGCCAGAUGGAACUUGAAGCUCUGCUUAAUGAGUCCGAAAACCCUGGCGGUGAUCGUGCUGGCGAUCAAUCUGACGAGGACGACGAAGAUCGAAUCUACAAUCCCCUCAAGCUGCCACUUGCUUGGGAUGGCAAGCCAAUUCCUUACUGGCUUUACAAGCUGCACGGCCUUGGGGUGGAGUAUCCUUGCGAGAUCUGCGGUAACUUUGUUUAUAUGGGUCGUCGUGCGUUUGACAAGCACUUCUCGGAGGCUCUACAUAUCUUUGGUUUGAAGUGUCUUGGAAUCACUUCCAAUACCAACCUUUUCCGUGAGAUCACUCGGAUUGAGGAUGCAAUCAGGCUUUGGGAGAAGCUAGAGCAGGACCGCAAGAAGGACAGAGAUAACCGCGACAAUGUGGUACAGAUGGAGGAUGCUGAAGGCAAUGUGAUGCCGGAGAGGAUCUACCUUGAUCUGCAAAAGCAAGGUAUCCUAUAAUCGGCGACCCGGGUCAACCUUUCUUCAUGUUUUUUUGCAUUGCCUUUCGCCAUAUUUCAUAUUGAAAAGCCUGGAGUUUGGUGGGUGUCCUUUCUCGAAUUUCUUUAAUGCUGCGUGGUCACUGGGAUAGUGUUGGUUGGGAAUGGCUGUAUCAAAGCAAAGUGAAGACUAGACAGCUUUGCUUUUAUGUAUUCUACACCCCAAGAAUAUUACGAUAUCAUCAUCGGAGAAAUUAGG
Molecule: messenger RNA, 1788 nt
Organism: Aspergillus costaricaensis CBS 115574
Lineage: Eukaryota; Fungi; Ascomycota; Eurotiomycetes; Eurotiales; Aspergillaceae
Product: SF3a splicing factor complex subunit PRP9
Exons: 3
Coding region: 37-1551 (504 amino acids)
Biological process (GO): mRNA splicing, via spliceosome
Cellular component (GO): spliceosomal complex
Molecular function (GO): RNA binding
Source: RefSeq, a predicted model, not a curated record